AAUUUGGACAUCCCAUGAGGGUAAAAUUGUCGUUUUAUGUUUAAAUUACAAGGUUAGAAAGGUUUAAGCACCUUAGAAAAACACCAAAAUGGCUUUAUCGUCCUCUGCUACUGCCUCUUUCAACAGAAUACAGAAGGAGAUCCACUGCUUCCCUCCCAAAAGAGAUAAAUGGAACCUGUGCAAUGUUCUUAGUAAGAAAGCUAAGGGAAGCCAUUGUCGUUAUAGGGUUUGCAUCAAAAUGUCGUCUUUUUCUGAUUCUGAUUUGCAUGAAUCUCUGACUCCAUAUGAGCAAUCAAAGAGAGUGUGGGUAUGGACUGAGAGCAAACAGGUCAUGACUGCUGCUGUGGAAAGAGGAUGGAAGACCUUCCUUUUCACUUCUCAUAAUCAAGAACUUGCCCAUGAGUGGUCGUCAAUGGCAUUUAUAGAUCCUCUGUUCAUUAAAGAAGGAGGGGUUUUUGAUGGUGAGAACAAAAGGGUUGCUACGGUACAUGAGAUUUCAACUCCUGAAGAACUAAAGAAGCUCCGACCAGAGGACCAGCAUGCAGCAAAUGUUGUUAUUGAUCUACAAGACUGGCAGGUGAUACCUGCAGAAAAUAUUGUGGCUGAAUUUCAAGGCAGUCAAAAGACAGUUUUUGCUGUCUCAAAAUGUCCCUCUGAAGCACAAUUAUUUCUUGAGGCCUUGGAGCAUGGGCUGGGAGGGGUAGUUUUAAAAGUUGAGGAUGUGGAAGGUGUUCUAGACCUAAAGGAGUAUUUUGACAGAAGAAAUGAAGGAUGUAAUAGAUUGAGCUUGACUAAAGCCACUGUAACACGAGUUGAUGUGGCUGGAAUGGGUGAUCGAGUUUGUGUUGAUCUCUGUAGUCUAAUGAGGCCUGGACUUUUCCUUGUUCACUCAGAAUGCUUGGAGUCAAAUUACAUUGCCAGCAGGCCCUUCAGAGUCAAUGCUGGGCCUGUCCAUGCCUAUGUUGCUAUACCUGGAGGAAAAACUUGCUACCUGUCUGAAUUAAAAGCAGGCAAUGAGGUGAUUGUGGUUAACCAGAAGGGCAAACUGCGUACAGAAAUUGUUGGCCGUGUUAAGAUAGAAACCAGACCACUUAUCCUUCUGGAGGCAAAGAUGAUCAAACUCUAUACAGCAUCUUUCUACAGAAUGCAGAAACUGUUGCAUUGGUUUGUCCCCUCCAAGGAAAUGAACGACAAAAGACAGCCAUUCCCAUUACCUCACUUAAAGUUGGAGAUGAAACUUUGCUUAGAGUACAAGGUGGGGCUCGGCAUACUGGCAUUGAAAUCAAAGAGUUUAUUGUCGAAAAUUGAACAAGUGAGAUAUUUAACCAUUGCUAUGGAACAACUGGUGAAUUACUAAACUUCCUUAGUGAACUGCUGUUAUGACAGACUUAAGGAGCUUAUAUUUUACAACUUUAGUUCAGGUUGUGACCUUGCAAGUUUAAGGGCUAAGUUACGAUUCAGCCUGUAAUGAAUGGGUACAGAGGGUUUUCUGAGCUGAUCUUGGUGCACCCUCAUCACUGGGUUAGUGAGAACAUCUGAAGAAGGUGGGUGAGAGCGAGAAAAGUCAUGUGGAAGACUAAGAAUAAUGACAAACUUUCAAGAGCUACUUUGUGUCAUUGGUACAGUUUAAGGUAAGCUGAUUCCAUCUUCUUAUAUCUUUCUCUUUUGUGAAAAUUUCUUUAUUCUGUUAAUUAGCUGUAGCUAUAUGUAACAAUGGUGUUAGUGCCGAAAGGUAGAAUGGCAUUUGCAACGUAACUCUAAGUCAGUGCAUGGUUGUCUUUUUUGUUAGUAUAGUUCCUUCAAUCAAAGAACCAUGUCUCCAGAUAUUUUGUAUAUGUAUCAUGUUUGAUGGAUUAGGUGGAGCUGUUAGAACAAACACCGUUUCUUCUU
Messenger RNA from Rubroshorea leprosula, 1890 nucleotides. The record is from the annotation of a GenBank genome assembly. Lineage: Eukaryota; Viridiplantae; Streptophyta; Magnoliopsida; Malvales; Dipterocarpaceae.